Molecule: messenger RNA, 1306 nt
Organism: Somion occarium
Lineage: Eukaryota; Fungi; Basidiomycota; Agaricomycetes; Polyporales; Cerrenaceae
Source: the annotation of a GenBank genome assembly
GGUCGUUCUUGUCUCUUGUCUUUGCCUCAGUUGUCUCCUUGUGCCACUCACAUCCUAGCGUUUCCACGUCAAGUCACUUUCCGUUGCCUUCGAGGUUUCAUAUUCUUUUCGUGAGUGUCGUUAUAAGGAUGCAAAGUGGUAAAUUUGAGAUCCCUGAGCUCCCGUUUCGUAGACGACAAGUCGUUUAGGGGGGUACGUAGCCUCUUUCAUCAUGUCGUUCUCUGAUCAUGAUCUCACGACCCGAUUUGAAUUUUUACGCGUGUUUUAACCGAUUUCAGCUCCUAUCAUUGUUUGUCUUUGACCCACAUUGACGGAGAGUAUAUAUGAGCCCGAAUCGGAAACGUCCUCAGUGCCAUACCUGCAACCACCCCAUGGCGGGUCAUAAACGUCCAAACGGCGCACCUGUUUGCCCAACCAGUGCCAGUCCCCAACCACAGGAUAGCCUUCCCUCGCCUCCUACAUCUCCGUCACCGGGUUCUUCGCGUCAAACCAAACGUACUAUCACCGCUCUGCCUACAAGUGGUCGGUGGGUCAAUCCAAACUUUGUCGAACCAUCUCGUGCCCCUGCGCUCACGUGGGAGAGAAGGGACACGCCUAUGACUUGGGUAUCCACUGAACCUGCCGACGAUCAACCACCUGUUAAGAACGAGACCCAGACUGCAGCACCUCGACCUUCUCCUGAUGUUAUCGAAUGUAUGGUCAACGAGUCUGUCUCUACUUCCUCUCCCUCGAGUUCCUCUUCAACAUCCACGCGACUUCAACGAACUCUCACGUGGCUUGGGAGUGGUGUUCCACUUGCCACUGUUUUCAGUACCCCAAGGGAAGAAAUCACUGCACUCACGCGAGGUGCGAGGGAGCGCGGUCUGCAUGCAGGCAUCGCUCACUUCCCUCGAGAUGUAGUCAAACGAGAACCCUCGUCGGUCAACUCACCGCUUGAGCGGCAGAGUUCAUGGAGGGUAUUUAUAGGGAGGGAUGCGGGAGCCGUCACGCAUCUAGUGAAUUUGCACGAGAAGGAUGCAAUAGGUGCACUUGACUAUGGGCAACGCAAUGAAAGAGUCGGCGCGUAUCCUCCAGACACGCAACCCUCCCAAGCCGGAAUAUUUAUUCUUUAUGGGUUGUUCUGCUCUGGGCUUACGACGUUGAUGAUGUUCUGGCUCUUAUCAUCAACUUAGCAACUAACAGCAGCGGACCAUCGGCCAUCGUCAGGACCACAAUUAUGUUUUAUGUAUGUAUGCGUCCAGUUAUCAUCUAUGCUAUCUAUCAUAUGCUAGUCCCUUGAUUUGAUCUUUACUAUAAGACGAGUCCC